CCCAGCUAGGAUUUUCACAGAGUACCUCAACUUGGUCGUGCUGUACCUACAUGCAAAUGACCAGCACAGCCAAGCUGAUUGACCUUCACCAACUCCUGGUUGAGGAAUGUAACGCCACCUCAGCAAAAUGUGAGCAUGCUGGCCUAGAAGAGCCAAGCUGUUGUGGCUGCAUAUAGAUCUUCCACAGUGUAAAAUUUAUAAAAUGUAAAAUUUGCUCUAAAGUGACAACGUGCCUGCCCAUUGUAGUUAAAUUUGAAAAUUUCCCUCAAAGGGCUAAUAAGCUAAUAGUUAUAAGUUCUUAUUUUGAACGUUGGAGACCGGAAGUUAUGAUUUUGCUUUGAGCCGUAAACGCCAUUGAGGUGAGCCAGCAGAAACCCCACACCGACGGAGUUUGACGGAUCAAGAGUCCAUGAUUUACACAGAUCUCUGCCACAAAACGCGUUAUAAGCUGGAUAAAGGCAGUAUUUUAACCCGUGACUGACACCAGAAUGGAGGUAUCGAGGAGAAGAGUUCUACCAAAACACCUGGAGCCAGCGAGACCCCUGCGCCGCCUCCAUCAUGAUGUUGAGCCAAUAGUAAAUACUGCUGCAUGUGCGCACACACUUAAGGAGCAAGAGACAAAUGGUGGUAUAGAGCAGUUCUACAAAAUUGUCAACCUCUGCAGACCAAAUAAAGCCAGAAUAUCUUACACGAGGGAUUUUUUGAUCCGUCUGGCCAGCUGCCCUCAGGCCAAGAAGAAACCAGAAUACUUGCCAGAGCACCCCAUUGUGUUAUGUGAGGCGAGAGAUCCUGGGCAACUUGAGCUUGGAGAAAUAAGGUGGAAUUGUGGAAAAGAAAAUAGGGUGGCAGAAAAUCUUCAUUCACCUUGAGGAAUUUGCACAGAUCUUACUGUUUACUGCACAGUGUUUUUUGAUUGUUGUUUGCUAAUAUUCUUUCAUUUCAACUAACAUGUCAUUUAAAUUAGCAUGUCUGACAAGGAUUUUACUUUCAUUUUUGUUUUUGAUAAAACUUUCUGCUGUGUUCUUUUGUGUAUUGUGUAAAAAAUAAGCUAAAAAAGAAGAAAGUGCAAAUAUUUCCCCAGAAGCUGAUAGAGAUAUCCUGAAUGUUGAAUAUCAGACUUGACAAUGACCAAGCUGAUAUUAAUGGGAACAGAAAUGACUGACAUUAUUGCUGUGUGUGUGUGUGUGUGUGUGUGUGUGUGUGUGUGUGUGUGUGUGUGUGUGUAUGAUGCAUACAU
Messenger RNA from Melanotaenia boesemani (Boeseman's rainbowfish), 1237 nucleotides. RefSeq names its product granulito (gene gra). Lineage: Eukaryota; Metazoa; Chordata; Actinopteri; Atheriniformes; Melanotaeniidae. The record is from RefSeq and is a predicted model, not a curated record. The coding region runs from base 489 to 869 and encodes 126 amino acids. The transcript has 8 exons.